This is a messenger RNA of Penicillium alfredii, 1911 nucleotides long. RefSeq names its product electron-transferring-flavoprotein dehydrogenase. Gene Ontology annotation, cellular component: mitochondrial inner membrane. Gene Ontology annotation, molecular function: iron-sulfur cluster binding; electron-transferring-flavoprotein dehydrogenase activity. The transcript has 3 exons. Gene Ontology annotation, biological process: electron transport chain. Lineage: Eukaryota; Fungi; Ascomycota; Eurotiomycetes; Eurotiales; Aspergillaceae. The record is from RefSeq and is a predicted model, not a curated record. The coding region runs from base 1 to 1911 and encodes 636 amino acids.
AUGGCAUCUAAAGGUGCCGUCUUGCCUCUGCUGAGGCGUGAAUUACGGGCCUCUUCAUCUCGGUUCUCACGAGCCUCCGUAUCCACGAUCGCCCGUCCCGCCGCUAGUCCGAGCCCGUUUGCGACCUCCGGGAGGCGGAUAGCUCGACGGACAGCUCCCUUCUCCCCGUUCAGCCAGAAUCGUGCCUUUUCGCAGUCGGUAUCAAGGACGUUUACAGAUGAGAAUGGUGACUUUGAUCCUCGUUCAGUGGAGCGGGAGUCCGACGAGGUGGAUGUCUGCAUCGUGGGAGGCGGUCCCGCCGGUCUUGCCGCUGCCAUUCGAUUGAAGCAACUUGCCAAUGAAGCAGGCAACGACGAGUUCCGCGUUCUUCUCCUGGAAAAGGCCGGUGAGCUGGGAGCCCACAUUGUUUCUGGCAAUGUGCUCCAGCCGACUGCGCUCAACGAGCUGAUCCCCGACUGGCUGUCCGAAGACAACCCCAACCGUUUCGAAGGCGCGACCCCCGCCAAGGGUGACAAGAUGCGCUUUCUCACCAAAAAUUCGUCUUUCCCACUCCCCGCACCACCCCAGAUGAACAACCACGGAAACUACAUUAUUAGUCUCAACGAAUUGACCAAAUGGCUGGGCGAGCGCGCGGAGGAAGUUGGGGUGGAGGUGUACCCCGGGUUUGCGGCCAGCGAGGUCGUUUACAAGUCGGACGGCUCCGUGAAGGGUGUCGCGACCAACGACCUCGGAAUUGGCCGAGAUGGGAAACCCAAGGACACCUUUGAGCGGGGCAUGGAGUUCCACGCGCGUGUUACGCUUCUCGGCGAGGGCUGCCAUGGCAGUUUGUCCAAGCAGGUGAUCAAGAAAUACGAUCUGCGACGAGACAGCGAGCCCCAGACCUAUGGGCUGGGGAUCAAGGAAAUCUGGGAGAUCAAGCCGGAGAAGUUCCAGUCCGGUGAGAUUGUCCAUUCGAUGGGCUACCCGUUGCCCAAGGAUACCUACGGUGGAGCUUGGAUGUACCACUUUGGGGACAACAUGGUGAGCAUCGGUUUGGUGGUGGGCCUGGAUUACCCCAAUCCCUGGCUGUCACCAUACGGGGAGUUCCAGAAGCUCAAGCACCACCCUCUCUUCAAGGAUGUGCUGGAGGGCGGCAAGUGCAUUUCCUACGGCGCCCGUGCCUUGAACGAGGGUGGGUUUCAGUCGAUUCCCAAAUGCGCGUUCCCCGGUGGUGCCCUGAUUGGUGACACCGCCGGGUUCUUGAACGUUCCCAAGAUCAAGGGUACUCACACCGCAAUGAAGUCGGGCAUGCUGGCUGCCGAAGCGACAUUUGCGGCGCUGCAGGGUGAGGACAACGGCACUGUGUUCCUCUAUGACUACGAGAAGGGGCUGCGGGACUCGUCUAUCUGGAAGGAGCUGUAUGAGGUGCGCAACAUUCGACCUUCGUUCAACUCCCCGCUAGGAUUCUUUGGCGGGCUCGCCUAUUCCGGGCUGGAAGCGUACGUGCUGCGGGGCAAGGUGCCGUGGACCCUGAGCCACCAUGGUACAGAUUCCGGGGCCACUCGGCCUGCCUCCGAGUACAACAAGAUUGAAUACCCCAAGCCGGACGGCGAAAUCAGCUUCGACAUCUUGACUAGUGUGAGCCGGACUGGCACCAACCACGAGGAGGACCAACCUGUGCACUUGCAGGUCGAAGACUGGGACCAGCACAAGGAUCUUGCAUGGCCCCAAUACAAGGGUGUGGAGAACCGCUUCUGUCCUGCCGGUGUCUACGAGUACGUCGAGGACACCAGCAAACAGCACGGCGUCCGGUUCCAGAUUAACUCACAGAACUGCAUCCACUGCAAGACGUGUGAUAUCAAGGUGCCCACUCAAGAUAUCAACUGGCAGACACCCCAGGGUGGCGAGGGCCCCAAGUACGUGAUGACAUAG